ACCGGCAGCUGCACCGAGCCCGGGUCACGUGUGCGGGCCGUAAUCCCGGCGAGGGGGUGUCGUUACCGGGGAAGGGGGCGGCGGGAGGAGGGGCUGCCGCCCAUGAGGGCUGAAGCCGGGUGCGCGGCCGGCUGCGGGCGCCGGAGCCGCGGGCGAGGCGGGGGCCGGGGCCGGAGCGGCGGCCAUGGCCUGGCCCUGCAUCAGCCGGGUGUGCUGCCUGGCCCGCUUCUGGAGCCAGCUGGACAAGUCCGACCUCUCCGUGCCGCUCACCAUCCACAACUACUCCGACAUCGAGGAGCAGGAGGAGGGGCCGCCCCAGCGCGGCGGGCCACCCCCGCGGGCCAGCGCUCGCCCGCCCGCCCCGGCCCCCCGCCCGCGGGACCCCGGCAGAGCGGGCGGCCGCAGGAAGGGCCGGGCGGCGGCGGCGGCCGGGGAGCCCUUCGCGGCGGAGACCCAGUACCGGCGGGACUUCAGAGCCUGGCCCCUCCCGAGGAGGGACGCCUUCCCCUGGGUCAGCGCCAGCAGCGGCGGGAGGGACGGGGCCGCCCCCCAGCCCGCCCCGGGCCGCGCCGCCUGCGCCCUGCCCGGCGGCGGGGGGAGGCCGGCGGCGGACGGCUGCGGCGGCCCCGAGCAGCUCCGGCCGCGCUCGCAGGCGGACGGUGGCCACACCACCUCCUACAGGCAGGAGUAUCGCCCAUGGACUGGAGCAAAACCAUCCAAGCCAAUAAAGACAAAGCAAGGCUUCAUUAUCCCAGAAGAUCAUUUUGUUCAAGAGACAAGCUACAAGGCAGAUUUUAAGAUCCCAGAGGUGAAGACCAGGUUCUCCCCCAACCCUUCUGCUGUUUUCCAGGCGCCGUCACGGAUCCUCAACGUGUGAACCCGGACCCUCCUCACACCCAGGCAGCUUAAACGCGGCGUUUCGGUUAAGAUGUAUCACUAUGCAAUUUUCAUGAGGAACGUUAGAGAUCAAAGAACCGGUAUUAUCAAAAAGCAGCUCCAGCGAUUAAUGAUAUGCACAUACACUUUCUGUUAACAAAACAAACCGCAAAGCGCUCGGUUCGGAACUGGCAAAACGCGCUGCGAGGAGUGACCUAGUUUUUCGGAGGAGCAGGUUCAUUACUAUGCCAGCUGGCGUCGCAUUAGGAGAUUGACUUUGGGCAGCCAAGGCAGCAUCGCAGGCAACAUCCCUACGCUUAACCGCACAGGGUGGGAGGGAAAACAAUCACAAGCGGGAUGGAUAAUUAAAACCAAAAAAGAGUUUUAUUUAGCAGCACCCUCUAAGUAGGCCAGUGAAUGGCAGGGAGAGUGUGUCUGGCUGACUUCGGCGCUUCUUGAGGGGUUUUGGAAACAGGACCUCAAACGGCAUCACCAGAAAUCACAGCAUCAAAGGGGCUGGUCUGAACUCGCAGGGUUGUUUUAGAAGCAGGAGGGAAUCCGCAUCGUUGAACUCUAAAAUAAAACUGGCACGAGCAGUGUCUUGGGGCUUUAAGGCUGGAGAGCUGGAUAUUUCCAGAAUUGGUGGGCUAAGGCAGGAGUGAGAGGGGCCUGAACUCCGGGAGACAGCCCUGACAGCAACACCCCAGCCCGGUUGGGAGCAGAUCGCGUGGACAGGCACCUGCCAGACUCCAGAGCAUCUGAAAUAUUUCUGUAAUUUGUACAGCUGUUAGAGGGAGUGUAAAUAUUGUACAUGGAUUUUACCUAAAGCAGUUUGUGAUCCUUUAAUGAAAAGGACAUGCUUAUACUUUUAAUAAAUACUAACUCUUUGCAUAUGCAAGGUGGAAAAAUAUUGCCUUGAAAUUCCUCAAUUCUUGCCUGUAUAUUGGUAAUGCUAAUGCUAGGAACAACCAGAAGCGAAUGUUACUUAGAAACUCUUCUUAAAGAAAAACUUAACGUAGAAUGUAAGACAUCUUCAUUUUUAAGUGUCAUUCUUCUACAGCUGAUUUUUUUUUAGUUUGGUGUGUAUUUAACUUUUGCUGAGGUACGUGUGUUUUAAGGAACCAUUUUUUAGCCUUUGUUCAUCAAGACUGUAGUGGGCUUACAGUUCCUAUCUCAGUGACUUAUGCAAUAGAAUUAGCCUGCUGCUUAUUUCAUGGUUUUGCUAAUUAUUUUGGGGGAAAAAGAAGACCAAAUUGAAAAACUUCACGCGUUUGAAACACACACAUGCAUUGGCUGGAACGAAAGGAAACUCCCCUCGGGCUUGAGCAGCCAUCGGACAUUCAUUCAUCUGUAAUGAAACGGGCUUGAACACAGGAGGGUUUUUUCCUUAACCUUCCUACUAGCUGAAGUCAAAGGCAAACGUAAUGAAUCCUGGGGACUGUGCAAGCACGUAUGCAUUGCCGAUAAUUCCCAGAAGAACCAUUUUUGAACUGUUGGCAUGUGGCUUGUACUUGGAAAACAAUGCAGACAGCAUCUUCUGGCUGCAUUAUGUGAGAACUUAACGGUGCCAGCUCUGUCGGUUACAGUAGCAGGACCACACUCAGCCGCCAGAAUAGGGAACAUCUGCAGAACGCUGGGACAAGGGAUGGCACCUCCCACACUCAGCCCUGGCCCCGGAGGAACGGACGGGAAUACUAAUGCUUGCCAAAAUAAUUCUUCAGGAGAUUCAUUUUUCAGGAAAUCCAUUUGAAACAUUCAAACUGUACUACAGGUUUUGCAUGUUAGAUGUUUCUAAGAAUUCAGUCUGCUUGUUUAAUCUCUUUAUAAUGUUUUUAACAGUUUUGUUCAAACAUUUUAAGUUCAUUUCGAUCCUGGACUUUAUUAACAGCAAAAAAAGAAGAAAAAAGAAGAAAAAAAGGAUAGAUUGUCUAUUCAGUCUCUCUUCUUAAUUCACUGUAUUUCUUAAAAAAAAAAUCAACCCAGUUCUAAACAAACUGGUAAUAUAAUAAGCUUGUAUUUUAUCAAAUGGACUGGAUUUAAUUUAAUAAAUUAAAAUGUAUUUUGGCUAUUGGUUCUUUCCCAAUUUUUUGUGUGUUGUAAAGUAAAACAUAACCCACGGGUAUUCAACCUUGUGGGACAAUUUGUCCCUGCAUUCCUCUUUCACAAGAGCAGCAGGGCACACGGGACACCGAGCAGGGCGUCACGGAGGUGCCCGUCUGCCUUCACGGCCAGCAGCAGUCAGUUCCUUACUCCUCAAGCUCAUCUGCACGCACAGACCCCCCCAGCACAAAGGGCUUCCAAGGCACGUUUCAAGCUGUGGCCCAACUGCUGAUUCCAAAGCGCAAGUGCUUUCCAAAGGAAAGCAGUUGUUGCUCUGCAGAAUUCACAAGCGCUUAGGGGAUUUUUCCCA
Molecule: messenger RNA, 3286 nt
Organism: Chroicocephalus ridibundus (black-headed gull)
Lineage: Eukaryota; Metazoa; Chordata; Aves; Charadriiformes; Laridae
Gene: MAP6D1
Product: MAP6 domain containing 1
Exons: 3
Coding region: 185-877 (230 amino acids)
Biological process (GO): microtubule cytoskeleton organization; regulation of microtubule cytoskeleton organization; cytoskeleton-dependent intracellular transport
Cellular component (GO): cis-Golgi network; Golgi-associated vesicle; microtubule
Molecular function (GO): calmodulin binding; microtubule binding
Source: RefSeq, a predicted model, not a curated record